AUGACUGACGCUCCAUAUAGUCACAAUGUUCGUCUUGUGAACAGCAAGUCAGACGUGGACCCGUAUUCCGCAUUUUCUGAUAUAUUUGGCCAGGAACCGCCACCAGGCCGUUUACCAACCCGAGAUCCAUUAGCAACCUCUUCGCCAACCCAGCAACAUCGCCAUCCGAGAGCAAAGUUACCUCCACUACAAACCAAGAAUAAUGCACGCGCAAACAGUGGCCCGCUUUAUAGUUAUUCUCCCACAGGCGAUGUUUCGUCCCCCGUGCACCCGUCUAGCGAUGCGAGCCAUCCGCCGUAUCCCGUAGAUGGCACUCCCUCUCCAUAUGGCCAGAAGCUCAAUUCACCCAUAAACAUGCCAACUGCUGCCCCGCCUUUACCUGCUGGCGCUGCGCAGGUCCAGCAACAAGCAAACGUAGCGUCAAACGCAGGAAUGUGGCAGUCGGGGCGAGGAACUCCAUCAAACUCGUUGCAAUCCUCAGUGGGAGGCUUAUCGUUGUCCCAAAGAACUGGAUCAUCUGCUUCUCUGGGGCCUCUCAACGAAGUAUACAACUCUAGUGCUCAUCCUAGUGCUGGAGCAACGGCCAGGGACUCGGCAGCUGCCGGCUCAGCUAGCCGGGGAUAUGGCCAACAACCUCAACGUACACAACGUUCCGUUUCGACGACUUCUAAUUUCCAUAUGCCGUUGAGCUCUUAUCGUGGGCAGGAUCAACGUGCAAUGUCCCUCACUGGAACCUCGACCACUCGGGGCGGUCGGGCCAUCCCUCAGCGCUUUUCGGAUGUUUUUGGUUUCCACAACCAGCAGCAGCAACCCUCUCAACAACCGCCAUCUACAGAUGAGAGCCCAACGGCCAGUGCUCGUGGCAGUACGUAUUCGGCAGGCAGUACCCUGGUGGGAUCGGGCCCUUACACUGGUCCCGGCGCGCCCACGCGCAAAAUGUCGAGCAGUACGAUCUCUUCUAUGUCCACUGUUGCUAGAUCUGCUAUUGUAACUACCUCGCGCAAGGAACCUUUGGUUUACCCUGCUCUGCUAUCGCGGGUUGCUGCUAAAGUCCGCGAGAAGCUGGCAACCGGUGACCAUAUCAAAAACGAACUCACUUACAAAAAUGCCUUCACAGGAAACGAGGCAGUGGACGUCGUUGCAUAUAUUAUCAAAACCCCUGAUCGGAACUUGGCUCUGCUGCUGGGCCGUGCCCUAGACGCGCAAAAGUUCUUCCACGAUGUCACUUACGACAACCGCUUGCGUGACUCUCCCAAUGAAGUUUAUCAAUUCGCAACUUCGGCUACUUCCGAGGGUGAGGUAGGGGCUAGUGACUCUUAUGUCAAUGGUGUGUUCACACUCCUGGCCGAUUGUUACUCCCCAACAUGCACCCGAGACAAGCUUUGCUAUUCAAUAUCUUGUCCUCGACGACUCGAGCAGCAGGCUCGCUUGAACAUGAAACUGGAUCCGGGUCUUCACACACCCGAUUCAGGAUUGUCCCUGCAGGAAGUUGACGAGAAGCAAAAGCUGUGGAUCAACACAGUGUCACCUGAAAUUGCUGAAACAGUACCUAAAGAGGAGCAAAAGAGACAGGAGGUCAUUUGUGAGCUUAUUUAUACCGAGCGUGAUUUCGUCAAGGAUCUUGAAUAUAUUCGCGACUUUUGGAUCAAACCUCUAAGGCGGCUCAACGUGAUUCCAGAGAACCGUCGCGAGAAGUUUAUUCGCACAGUUUUCUUGAACGUGCUGGAAAUUCACAACGUCAACAUCAAGUUUGCCGAGGCAUUGACGAAACGACAACAAUUGAAUCUAGUGGUCCAUCAGAUCGCCGAUGUUGUUCUCGAAUAUGCACCUCGUUUUGAGCCGUUCAUUCGUUAUGGUGCUUCCCAGCUAUACGGAAAGUAUGAGUUUGAGCGUGAGCGAGCAGCUAACCCUGCCUUCGCCAAGUUUUGUGAAGAGGCAGAGCGGGUUCCUGAAGCCAAAAAGCUUGAACUCAACGGUUAUUUGGCUAAGCCCACGACGCGUUUAGCAAGAUAUCCAUUACUCUUGGAGGCUAUUCUGAAGCGGACAUCACCAGACAAUCCGGAUUAUACCAAUAUCCCCACGGCGGUGUCCACAAUUCGCGAGUUCCUGAUCAAGGUCAACCAAGAGAGUGGCAAGGCUGAAAAUAGGUUCAGUUUACUGCAGCUGAAUCAGUCGCUUAUGUUCCGUCCUGGAGAGUAUAUUGAUUUGAAGCUUACCGACGAAAAGCGUCAACUACUCUACAAGGGUGAGAUGAUGCGACGCCCUACAGAAGGUCCAUUAUAUGCUUAUUUGUUUGACAAUGCGCUUUUGUUUGUGAAGCAUAAGAUGGUUAAUAAACGCGAGGUGCUUAAGGUCCACUCCAAGCCGAUCCCUCUUGAGUUGCUUCAACUGGCUGAAAGCGAAGAAAUGCCACGAGGGUUCCGGCGCGGUCCCAACAUCAUUAGGUCUAAUGUGAACCGUGGUGAUAUUUUCCCGCUUACUUUCCAGCACAUCGGACGUCGGGGCUACGAGUUGACACUGUACGGACCUAAUUUCCAAGCCCGCAAGACAUGGGUGGAUCUUAUCACCAAGCAGCAGGAACAGCAGCGCAAACAAGCAGACGUGUACUCGCAGCACAUCUUACAGUCGAACUUUUUCCGUGCAUCUCUGCGUAUCAACUGUGCAAAGACGUACGAUGGAGGUCGUAAGAUCCUGUACGGCACAGACCAGGGCAUUUAUUUGUCGGAUAUCACCUACGAAGAUGAGCAGCCGCAUUGCUCAACACCUCAGCUGGUCGUUCAAAGCACUAAUGUCACCCAAGUUGAUGUUCUGGAUAUCUACGGAAUAAUCUUGCUUCUUUCCGACAAAACGGUUUAUUCACUGACUCUAGACAUGUUGGAGUCGGGAGACCCUAUUGCGAAUUCGCGUAGGGUCAAGCAUAUUGCCCAACCCGUGAACUUUUACAAAGUGGACGAGUGCAUGGGCCGCACGCUAUUGUGUGUUGUCCGGACGCAUUCGCUUUCGUCGCAAAUCCGGGUGCUGGAGCCUGCGGAUCCCACGCGGCCAGUGAGUAAACGUCCACCCCUGCGUCGACUGCUGACUGCCGGCCAGCAGCAAUCUUCGGAGGGCUUCAAGCUGUUUAAACAGCCCGUUGAGGUUCCGUCUCAGAUGCUGUCAAUCUGCUAUCUGCGGCAACAUCUGUGCCUGGGAUGCGCUAAGGGCUUUGAGCUGUUGGGGCUGCACAACAUGAACAUUGAGUCGCUGUUGGACCCGGCUGACACCUCGCUGGACUUUGUGAUCCGCAAGGACUCGCUGAGGCCCAUCUCCAUCUACCGGCUGGACAAGGAGUUUUUGCUAAACUACUCCGACUUUUCGUUCUUUAUCAACUCUUCCGGCUGGAGAUCGCGACCAAACUGGAUGAUCCAAUGGGAAAGUGUGCCCCAGCACAUUGUUCUACGCUACCCGUAUCUGGUUGCGUUUGAGUCCAACUUCAUUGAAAUCCGCAAUAUGGACACUGAGCUUUUGCGAGCAAUCCCGGGUGAGAAUAUCCGCUUCUUGCAGGAGUCGACGCAUGAAAUUCUCUACGUGCAUGAAAACGAGAAUGGAUUCGAUGAGGUUGUUUCAAUGAACUUUUGGGAGAAACAGCGUCGAGUCAAUCAAGUAUCUUGA
This is a messenger RNA of Wickerhamiella sorbophila, 3648 nucleotides long. RefSeq names its product Rho1 guanine nucleotide exchange factor 1. Gene Ontology annotation, molecular function: guanyl-nucleotide exchange factor activity. The coding region runs from base 1 to 3648 and encodes 1215 amino acids. Gene Ontology annotation, biological process: intracellular signal transduction. Lineage: Eukaryota; Fungi; Ascomycota; Dipodascomycetes; Dipodascales; Trichomonascaceae. The record is from RefSeq and is a predicted model, not a curated record. The transcript has a single exon.